Messenger RNA from Symbiodinium natans, 5814 nucleotides. NCBI's taxonomy places the organism in Eukaryota, Dinophyceae, Suessiales, Symbiodiniaceae. The record is from the annotation of a GenBank genome assembly.
AUGACGUUGCGUAAGGACUCGCAACCUUCCAAUGCCGCUCGCAAGUCGCCAUCUUCAACCAUCUCAGAUCCUCCCCCGGUCCCUGCUCUUCCCAGCACGCGCCAGCUGGUCUUGGACAGCCGCAACAUCGCAAAAUGUGGAUUCAGUUCCCAUCUCCCGCGGCUCCCAGACAGUCAGCAGCUUGCUCGAGCCUUCGAGUUCUUUGCCUCGCACCAGCCAGUGGCCACGGUGUGGCUGUUCAUCUACCGUGACCUUGCGGAGAGGUGGAAGGCAUGUGAGCCCUUGGCCAAGUACCAGCAGCAGUGGGUCGUGACCCCAACCGGGGAGGAUGUUGAUCUGUUCCUGAUCAAGUUCGUGGAGAUGAAGGAGCAAGAGGGCAAUGCCGCUGUCAUCGUCACAAACGACCUCUUUCGCAAUCAUGUGAGGUCUCGCCGCAUCACAGAAACGUGGGUGCGUGAGCACACCCUCAAGUUCACCUUUACUCCGUCGGGGGACUUCCUAUGUCCAUCGUACCAGCCGGCAUCGAACAUGAACACGGCAGUGCCACCAAGAACGCAGGAGAUGAGUAGCAAGCUUUCAAAGUCCACUUUGCACAACGAGGUGCAUCGAGGCGGAAGCCGACGGUUUCGGGCUGCUCAACAUGCAUAUGUUGCAGCCCUCUGGACACAGGCCGGCGAUGCGGAAAACGUGGCCUGGGAUCUCAUUCGCGACGCCUUAGUUCUCGGCCACUCUUUGGAGAAGUUCGGUGGAGGUCAUGAUUGUGUGCUUCUCGUCACGGAGUCGGUGUUGCGGCACGAUGGCGCGAAGUACCUCGAGAUCUUUUGGCAGCUGCGGGAGAUUCAGCCAGUCGAGGUUGCUCCGCUCCUCACAAGCGGGUGCAGGGCUCGAUUUGCGGGAGUCUUCAACAAGUUACGUGUCUUCGAACUGGAAGAAUACUGCAAGGUGGUUCUUCUGGACUUGGACCUCCUGAUCCGCUCGAACUGCGAAGAGCUCUUCUCCUUCCAGGCGCCAGCAGCAUUGUUCCGGGGCAAUGCCACCUGGACACCUGGCGCUGCAAGACGGCCGGAGUCCUUCUUCGACCGGAAUUCGGGCUUGCAGAAGGGAGGUAUCAAUGCCGGAGUCGUGAUCUUGGAGCCGUGCGUGUCGACAUUCCGCAAGAUGCAGGAGCAACUUCUGCAUCCAGAACACGACUCGCACAGCACGAUGCCGGAGCAGGACUUCCUGACCUUGUGGUUUGCAGCGAAGUGGAGGCCCUUGCAUGUCAAGUACAACUAUCAGCUCCAUCAGCUUGCAUUCUUGCAGCGAGAUGGAGAAGAUAAUCCGCGCGGACGGUUAGAUGCGAAUGACGUAGUCAUUUGGCAUUACUCGGCUGAGCACAAGCCCAGUCAUUACGUCGAUGGCAACAACACGGGUUGGCUGGAGGAGUAUCCAAGAAGGGUGCUGCCUGCCGGAUGUGAGUUGUUUCAUGGCACCAUCAAGAAGGCGGCAAACGAAUGGUGCUGUGCCUGGCAGGAGGUCCUUCAGACUUUCGGCAUGAGCUCGCUGCCGCCGUUGCGAGGGAAGGAUGUCUGCACAUCUGUACAAGCUGGUGGGUCUGCCGCCUCCAGUUGUGCAAGCAGCAUUUCUCAAGAGGUACCAGCACAGGAGCAGCUUGAUGAAAUGAUGGCAGUCAGAAAGAUUCGGGCCGAGCGCUACUACGGACAGUCCCAAGCGGUGGUGGACCUUCCCAGGCCCUUGAAGACUCGAUUGCCUGAGCUUCGAGUGGACAUUUCUGGAGGGAGCCUUCCCCACACAGCCUCCUCACCGGAUGGACAAGCCCGUUCAAGUCAGACUGCUAAGAACCAUGUCGUAAAGGAGGAGGAUCAGGAUCAAAUUCAGAAUUGGCCCACCGAAGCCUUGCAGGCCAUUCUCGAGGAGCAUAACUUGGCAUGUCCUGACGCAGCGCUGGAUCGCGUGGUGCUUUGUGAACUUGUCCGAGGCUUGAUGGGGCAAGAUGUAGGCAAGGCACCAGAAGGUUCAAGUGUCGAAGGAGGAGGUCGUGAGAGGCCUGGAGCUCCACCCGGCAUUUGGCCAGUGCCUGCUCGAAAUACCGACGCCUGGACGAUGGUGGACGAUCAAGCGGAGGAGGUCCUCGCCUGUGUUGCUCAGCAUCAAGUCACCCUCCUCAUAGCGCCUACAGGUUCAGGAAAGUCUACAGCAGUGCCACGGCUCCUGCUGCAUGAAUGCGCGAGUCGGCGCGUCAUAUGCACGCAGCCCCGACGUGUGGCGACCGCAAGUCUGGCCCGGCGGCUGGCCGACUACACGCAUUCGCAGGUUGGUGAGAUCGUGGGCUUCCAAGUCGGAGGGCAUCGGGAGUGGAGUGAGCAGACGCAGCUGGUGUACAUGACGACGGCGAUCGCGAUGCUGAUGUGCCUGCAGGGUGAUGUUCCAGCGACACAUAUCUUAGUCGAUGAAGUCCAUGUCCGUGAUAUGCAUAUUGAUGCCCUGCUGAAUGUCUUGAAGGGCGAUGUGCUGCCUCAAGAUGACGGCAGGAAGGUCGUCCUGAUGUCAGCAGCGACUGACGUGCCAUUCUUCAAGAGCUACUUCCGGAAUCUGAGUAUGGGUCUCAUCGACCUGGAGAUGAAGCGACCUCAUCGGCUGACUGUGUCCUAUGCGGAUGGCAUGGUUGUGCGCAGUUUGACUCCAGAUAUGCCACUAGAGCAGAUGACAGAAGUGCUUGAGCUGAUCGUGAUGCAGAACCACGCUCAGCGAGAGGUGAGGCAAUCAUUUCUGGUCUUCCUUCCUGGUCGCCAGGAGGUGCACGCGCUUGCUGACCGGCUGUCGGCUGUGCCUCGCAUGGUGGUCCAGCGCCUCUUUGGCGGUCAGGCUCUGCACGCGCAACAGCGUUCUCUGGAUCACAGAGACGGAUGCAAGCGCUUAGUCAUCCUUGCCACAGAUGUUGUGGAGUCGUCGGUGACAAUCCCCACCGUGGAUCUGGUCAUUGACACCUGCCUGCAUAGAAGACGGCGCUGGAACCCAGUGUUCAAGGAGAGUCCGCUGACCAUCCAGUUCAUCAGCCAGGAUGAGGCUCUCCAGCGAAGUGGCCGCACGGCGAGGCUCCGUGACGGCCAUGCCCUUCGGUGCAUCACCGAGAUGAGCUUCAAAAGGCUGCAGCCACACGCAGAGCCGGAGAUUCGUCACCAGCCGCUGGAGAGUUUGGUGCUGACAGUCCACGGCUUUCGUGGCCUGGCGAGGGCUCCGGAGGACUUCUUGACCUCCAUGCCCAGCCCUCCUGAUCCAGCGAGGGUGAAGUCCUGCAUCUUUCGCCUUGAAGAGUUGGGCGCCCUGGGUUCAGAUGGAAGGCUGACUGCUGUAGGUCGACUGCUUGAUCAGCUUCCACUUGAUCCAGGAUGCGGUAUGUUGGUCAUCAAUGGCCUCCGGUAUAAUGCCAUUGUGGACUGCUGUGCUAUGGCGGCAAUUCUGCAGCAGGGAAGUCCUUUUGAGGUGCCCAGCCUGGAUCAGAAUCAAAGUUGGAAUAUGCAACGUGCAGUGCAGCACUGGGAGGUCCGUAAGGUCUGUGCAGGCUGCGACGGAUUUCCUUCGGACCUGCUGCAAGACCUGGGGGCUUAUCGUGCCUGGCAGAGGCAAGUGGAAAGUAUGGGAUCAAGCUGGGUUUAUGACAAUGGCCCUCAAUGGUGUGUGAACCACUUCCUCAGCUUUGACCGCCUGCAGUCGGUUGAAGAGGUGAAGCGACAGAUUUUCGACAUUUUGCACCAGAACGGCUAUCAGGUUCCGCAGAUGCAGGGUGCGCGCAUGCCGGUUUGCAAGCGACGGCGAUGCGACAACGUGUCUGCAUUGCCUGAUAUAGCAGGCGACCCUUGCAAAGACAUCCGGGAGCUCCUCAGCCAGGAUGCAAGUCAGUUUCGAUUGCUGCAGUGGUGCAUUGCCGCCUCCUUCAUUCAUGGGAUCGUGUCGCUUCAAAGCUCUGCAUGCACGGAGCAGGUUUGCUUCCAUGCCCGACGAAACCAGAAGGAGAGAGUUGGUCCUUUUCUGGUGGAACAUGGCUUCCAGAUUGAAGAUGUUGCGAUCGACGGAGGGAGCAACAAGGUCACAGUCACCUUCGGGUCAAGGGAGGAAGCAGCCCGAGCUUGUCAAGUCGUUGCGGUGGGCACGAACAGCACUUUCCCCUUCAGGAGCGCCGAGCCGAGAAGCUGGGGCUUGCAGAGACGCCAGCAGGCGCAGCUCCGGGGAAGCAGUGCUUCCGUUUGCAAGCUGAAGUCUGAGUCCCUGGCCGAGCCGCAGGUACAGGACAACUGCGAGAUCAUCACAGCCGACGCUUUGCCGGUGAAGACGGGCAAAGGCUUCAUGUACCUGUGGUCCAAGAAUACCACCACACCGCUUGGAUUGCUGCCGUUGGUGUUGCUGGCAACCUACCAUCAGCAGGAGGCCAUUCAGAGCUCAGCAUCCGAGUUCAAGCUAAAGGUCCGGUUCCAUGGGAACUGGGAGGAAUUCAGCUUGCGGGCUUGUGAUCGAGAGGCUUUCAGGUUGGUUGAGGACAUCCGGAACAACAUGGACAAGGAGUUUGGUCCUGGAAUUCCUCUGCCCCGACGCAAGCAGAUUGCCGAAGAGCGGGCUGCAUCUGUUGGAAAGCUGAUGAACCAGUUGCAUGCUGGUGAGCCACCGGUGAAAACCAUUUCGAAGCCAAGCGAUGUGAGAUUCGCGUCAAUGCCUAGACGACGAUGGCUUGUACUGGAGGUCGUAGCUUCACUGCUGGUCGCCACAGGCGGCUCCAGCCGGCAACUGCAAUGCAGCCGGGCCUGGAAUGCAUCCGACACGGUGCCCCUCUGCGUACCCUGCACGGUGCCAGAAGGGAUCGACACCUGCAUGCACGACUUCGCGGGAUGUGGCUUCCUGCCUUCUGGAUCUAUCUGCGAGGUUCAUUGCAAGGAGCCGUACCAGGGCAACAGCACCAUAGCGCGCUGUCCUUCGAAUAACCUCCAAGAAGGGCUGCCGCUGGAGUGGACAGCACCCACAUGCACCUUCAGCGACUGCCCUUAUCCGAUUGAGCUGCCGGAAGGCUACGUGCGAGAUCCCCAAGGAAACGUGCACUGUGCCGAUGGCUACAGAGGCCGCGAGAUGCGCCCGGGCGAAGUCUGCCAGGCGCCCUGCGUGGCGCCCUUUGUGGGUCCGGGGCGCGAGCUCCGGUGCCCAGGCGACAACACGGAGCCGGGCCGAGAGCCUCUUGCAGGAGAAGCUCGGUGUGAGUUGCCCUGUCCUCCUCCGGAUCCAGUCCCAUAUGGCUACGUGAACAACUCCGAUGUCUGGGAGUGUGCACCAGGCUAUGCUGGCACCGCGGAGCUGAUUUGCGUGUUCGACGGCGCGCCCUUCUGCCAGCGCCGUGUGGAGCUGCAGGGGUGUUAUCCGCUGAUGCCAUGUGCAGACCUGGAGCUGCCACAGGACCGGGCCCCUGACCCUUGCGUCUACAAUCUCACGGAAUGCCGAGGUAUCCUGCCUGGAGAGCGAUGCCAGUUGCACUGCCUUCCGCCAUUCAUGGACGGUGGCAUUCCGCGCUUUGCUGGAUGUCCUGGGUUGAACGUGAACCCCUACAAAGAGCUUAUUUUCAAUGAGCUGCCACGGUGCCUCUUGGCGUGUCCGGAUCCACCGACAUUGCCGGAGGGCUAUCGGCGAGAGGACAUUUUUGGGAGCAGUGCAUCGCAAUGGCGAUGUGAUGAUGGCUGGGUUGGCGAAGUCAACCGAACCUGCAUCCAAUUUUCGAACUGCUCUUUCCAGGCGGCAUUGGGGGCGGGUUUACCUUGCUUGAGAGGUUCCAUUUGA